AUGGGGGCAUAUUCUUUGGCUAAUUCAGUUCUUGUUUUGGUCAAUUCAUACAAAGUUAUUAGGGAUGUCAUAAGAGAUCCUGCCUCUAAAGAUCACAGGCCAACUCGCUUGAAUAUGGUGAGGAACUACAUGAGAGACAACGUGCCCUUAUCCAGAUUCGGCGUGCUUGUGGCGCAGCUGGAAUCUUCAGUGGCUUCAGCAGCCCACAAGCCACCAGACCCACUUCUCUACUUCGACCUCUUACCCGAUCUCGUCUGCGCCAUUGAUGAGGAGCCCAAGACGAGAUUGGGUAAGAGGUCGAAGCAGAGAAGUGGGUCUGGUGGCUUGUGGGCUGCUGAAGCCACUGAAGAUUCCAGCUGCGCCACGAGCACGCCGAAUCUGGAUAAGGGCACGUUGUCUCUCAUGUAG
Messenger RNA from Fraxinus pennsylvanica, 408 nucleotides. Lineage: Eukaryota; Viridiplantae; Streptophyta; Magnoliopsida; Lamiales; Oleaceae. The record is from the annotation of a GenBank genome assembly.